Molecule: messenger RNA, 822 nt
Organism: Plasmopara halstedii
Lineage: Eukaryota; Oomycota; Peronosporomycetes; Peronosporales; Peronosporaceae
Product: microtubule-associated rp eb family
Exons: 8
Coding region: 1-822 (273 amino acids)
Biological process (GO): spindle assembly; protein localization to microtubule plus-end; regulation of microtubule polymerization or depolymerization
Cellular component (GO): spindle midzone; microtubule organizing center; cytoplasmic microtubule
Molecular function (GO): microtubule plus-end binding
Source: RefSeq, a predicted model, not a curated record
AUGAGUCUAAGGAAGCUUAAAUGGCGAGGUAUUGGUCGCUUGGAAUUGCUUGCGUGGCUAAAUGAGUUUCUUCAGACAGAUUACACAAAAAUUGAGCACCUUGCUGAUGGCAUCGCUUAUUGCCAAAUCUUUAAUACUAUCUACCCCGGCAAGGUCAAUUUGAAACGAUUAAAUUUACAUGCUCGAACUGAGACAGAAAAUGAGCGCAACUUAAAGGUGCUUCGGUGUGCAUUUCACCUAUGCGAUGUUCGAAAGGAAAUUCCUAUACCAAAAUUAGCUCGGGACCGCUCCUUUCAUGGUUUGCGUCGCAAGGAGGAUAUCCAUCUAUCAAAUAUCGAUAUGCAGAGCUCGAUGAGUCAUCAAGAUGGAACGUUUGCAUUGCAACAAGAAGAUGCAGGUGCUAUUGAAAAGCUUGUCGUCGAUAACGGGGUACCUAAAUGUGGGGAUGAUGAUGGUGAUCCAAACGGUCAAAUGCACGAAUUUAUAGAUCCUGCUCUUCAAUUUGUUAAGCACUCUUUUUGCAGUACUUUAAAAGCCAAAGCUGCGUUAACGUCACUUGAGGAAUGCUUGAAUGAUGUUGGCUCUGUGCAUUCUCAAAGUGCUUUCAAACAGGGCUUAUCCCAAAACCCGAAAUUACGACCAAAUCGCGGACGGAAAACAAAUAAUAAUUGUGUGCAUCAGCUUGAAGAAAUGAAUGAACCUGAUCCAAUGACGUGUCGGCGUAUUUCUGAGGUGAUUGAGUGCUUGGAGUCGGAGCUGUUUGGUCGCAUAAAAGACCUGCAAUGUCUAGAGAAGACAAUCGAAGAGCUAAUGAAGCAGUAG